Lineus longissimus is the source of this 7149-nucleotide messenger RNA. Its product is annotated as muscarinic acetylcholine receptor M2-like. The transcript has 6 exons. Lineage: Eukaryota; Metazoa; Nemertea; Pilidiophora; Heteronemertea; Lineidae. Gene Ontology annotation, biological process: G protein-coupled receptor signaling pathway, coupled to cyclic nucleotide second messenger; synaptic transmission, cholinergic. Gene Ontology annotation, molecular function: G protein-coupled serotonin receptor activity; G protein-coupled acetylcholine receptor activity. The record is from RefSeq and is a predicted model, not a curated record. Gene Ontology annotation, cellular component: plasma membrane; dendrite. Bases 789 to 3131 code for a protein of 780 amino acids.
CAUGUGGUCACGACCAGGAGUAUGCGGUGAUUUUUCGAAACAUUAGUUCGCAGUUCGAUUGUUUCCGAUAGUAGUGACGCCGAAGUGUAUUGGACUUCUUUGAUAGAAAAUUACUCUUUCGAAGGAGCAUACUCGGUUGUUUAGUCUGUAAGUUGGCGGCGACGUUUUCAGUCAGGUGUCUUGAGAGAUUAGCUUACAUCUGUGAUCCUAGUCAGGUUUUAUAGGUGCAUUUGGAGUGUUUUUAGCUUAUUUAUAGUCCACAUUAGCGUCAGCAGUUCGCACGAGCAAUAGCACGGGAUAAAAAGUGUCUUAAACGCGCGACGACGGAUUAUUAAUAUGGAGUGUAGCUGAACUUUCUAACGACAUGUUUGCGCACGUUGGUGUUGAGUGCUGACUGGAUACAAACGGAUAUAUUUGGAUAACUGUUCCGUGAAUUUCAUAUUCCAGAAAGACUAUUGUAAUAUCAUAAGCGUAUGAUGAUGUAUUUUGGAUAAUCGUUGCACUAGAAUCUAGCUGUUGGUCGUACAAGCGGGAAAACUACAGAACAAUGGAGGACCAUUUUCCAAGUCGAAUACAAUAGCAAACGGAAAUAUUGGAUAUAUAUUCGUGGAUAGCUUGACACACGCUGACACUAAGUAAACGCCGUACAAUGAUUGCAUUACGGAUUAUUCCCAACACCUGAGAGAUGCUGGCAUCCUAAAUUCGCGACGACGUAUGCAUCAACUGAAGCCGCUCCAUCAAUCAAAUAGCGAAAGACAGUAUCAUCGCACCCGCUAGUCCACCCAGCAAUGGCGCCCAGGCAGCCAAAUCUCACCAUACUGGAUAACGUGACGUUCUUGGGAAACGAUCACGUGAACUACACGUGGAUAGACAACAAACUCGAUCAAGAGAACCUGGAGGCAAUCCAGAGGCUGCCGUACGAGGCCUCCACGUUAGACCUGGAUUUAGGUUUCAACGGAACUGGGUUGCUUCCGACGGACUUUCCGUGUUUACUUAACGACUCCCUGAUAUGCGGAUUAAACGUGACAAUAAACGGGACAGCGGCGGCCGCAGUGUCGACCAUGCCCUAUGAUAUUUGGCUCACUAUUCUCUUGGCUGUUUUAGCGGGAAUUGUAAGCAUUGUGACAGUUUUAGGCAACAUCUUGGUGAUAAUGAGUUUCAUUUUAGACCGGACUAUACGGCAGCCCACGAAUUACUUCAUUGCAAGUUUAGCUGUCUCAGAUUUACUGAUAGGAUUCUUUUCCAUGAACUUGUAUACAAUGUACUUACUGUUAGGGAGAUGGCCGAUCGGGGAGAUCAUAUGUGAUUUGUGGUUAUCCUUGGAUUACACUGUCUGUUUGACUUCGCAAUACACUGUCUUCUUCAUAACUGUGGACCGCUUCUGCUCGGUGAAGGUUCCAGCUAAAUACCGGAAUUGGCGGACAGAGAAAAAAGUUAUAAACAUGGUGGCACUAACGUGGAUAAUACCUUCGGUCAUAUUUUUUACAACAAUUAUAGGAUGGCAAUAUUUUGCGGGCGGACGGACGAUUGACCCGAACGUAUGCUACACGCAGUUUCAAAACGAUCCGUUGUUUAAUACCUUAUUGAUAGUUGGGUAUUUUUGGAUUACAUUAAUCGUGAUGUGUGGGCUGUACACUGGGAUUUACAAAGUUGCGUUAAACCUGCAGAGAAAGUCUGAAGCGAAGCAAAAGAAAAUGACCAGCCUCGUUUCCAUGGCGGGGCAAACGAUGUCUAAAAUAGGGAUCGGGAUGUCGAAAGCGACAAGUCCGGGGCGGGAGCAGAAUGCGGUAGAGAAUAAUCAGACUGCGCUGUCUGUUGCUGGUGCGAAUAGGCCCAGGGCCACCAGUACGACCAGUUUCAGUAAAGCCGGGAAGGACGACGAAAGGUCGAGUAGCCCGGCCUUUCCUUCUGACACUGACCACGAGAGUCAAUCUCCCAAACAAUCGCAUUUCCCGGACGAGGUUCCUAAGGAGCGAAAAGAACGUAAAAAGAGAAAAGAGGAGAAAAAGAAAUCGAGUUUGGAUGUACCCAGUUUAAAAGUUGUGCCGAUACCGGUUUCCAAUUCGAAUACUCCUCCGAAUGACUCUGGUUACCACACCGUCUCCGCGCAUUCUAGUGAACCGCAGGAUCUGGCCCACCAUAAUGAGGGUUUUUCUUCCAAUAGGUCGUCUUCGCUUCUAGAUACCGCGGACGGCGCCCCCGCGCCCUCUGCAAACUCCGACUCUUCCACGCUAGAACGGCGAAAGCAACACCUGUCUCUUGACUUGCCAAAAUCACACACUGCCAAAGAAAAAGACGGUAGCACACCUUGCGUGAACUUAGCGACCACGCCGGAUAGGAUCCAAGGGGUCAGCUACAUUGACCAGGAAAGCAUUAAGUCUUUGCAGUCGACGGAAAAUAUGAAAAUGUUGACGGACAUUUUACCAAAUCGCCCAAACGGGAACAUGAUUCGCGACGAAUGUCCGCCGUCGCCUGUUUGGAAGAAACGGGAGUCUUUCCGCGAAGCAGACGAAGACGACCAGGAUGACCAUAGUGGGUUGUUGCCGGAGGACCACGAUGGAAUGCAAUCCGGCAAUCAUUCACGCAACACUAGCAUCCGGUUCUCGGAUCCUAAAAAUAGUGGUGGAAUCUCCAUGGCGACUAUUCAAGUCGAGACUGUUGACGAUAGCUCUUCGGGCAAAACUGUUUCGAAAAUCAUUCAAAAUGAGGAGCUCACGCCGCUCAAUGCAACGCCUAGCGGCAAAAAAGGAAUGCACAGAUCGAAAAACAGUCAAAACAAACUAGGUAGUUCUCUCAUGUCGAAUCUCUCCAAGAGUAUGGGUGGAAGUAGGAAACGCAGCAGUAAACAAAAAAAGGAAAAACAAAAAUCCAAAUCGGAAAAUCGCGCGCGAAAAGCGUUGAGGACUAUAACGUUUAUUCUAGGAGCUUUUGUGGUAUGUUGGACGCCAUAUCAUAUACUGUCCCCAAUAAUGGGCUGGUGUCCGACUUGUGUUAAUUUGGAUCUCUAUAAUAUUUCGUACUGGCUGUGCUAUCUGAACAGUCCCAUCAAUCCGUUUUGUUAUGCGUUCGCAAAUGCGCAAUUCAAGAAAGUUUUCUUACGGAUUCUUAAAGGUGACUUCCAUAAGACGUGACCGGCGUCACGCCACCUUUUGGAUAUAGUGAGAAUACGAAGCGGUACCAAUGCCACUUAUCGACUAUUUCUGGAACUAUCGAAGCUGUGUGAGAGCUAUUAUGCACCUUGUGGUUGCUUCUAACUUGCCAGUGUGUGAAUGAGUCUCGUCAAAAGUACCCGUUCACAAGUGUACAAUGUACAUAGAAAAUUCAAACCGUGAUUCACACAAUUUGAACAAGUUGAGUAGCGACCUUGUCCCUAGGUUAAUAGGUGGAUUCGCCCUAGGGCGAAGGUUCUUGUCGAAUCAACCGCAUCCUUCGGGUCGGUUGCAAGUGAAUAUGUACCCAGUGGACUGGGAUACGAUUCAGUGAUAAUAGUCAGUGUUUAUAAGUUGAACUCUUCGUUGUUCGCGGGCAAACUAUGGCUUUCCGGGCCCUGUGCUUGUCACUUGUGCCCUGUGAGUGUAUGUAAGUGUGCAUGUACGUGAAGGUCACUGCUUUUUAAACCGCACCAAGAAUAUUAUGUGUCACUUUCCAAACUAUGUGCUCACGUGGCAUCUAGAGGAAUACCAUGGUCCAAGUAGGAGCUAGCUGCUAGUUUAACUGUCUUUCAUACGAAAACCGGAAGUUGCGUGAGGUUUGUACAAAACGUGAAUCGAUGGCGAAACGAAGACUGUAAGAUGCCAUUUCAGCUAGAAGAAUAACUCAUCAUGUUAGACGUUUUUAUAUACAGUGUUCUCUGUCAAUUCAAAGGAAAAUCAUCCACUCAAUUGAUGCGGACCACCUAAUGACGUCACUGAGGUGCUCUGGAUCGGAAUGUCAAUUUGGGCACAAAGGUGGCAGCACGUGAAGAUGCACGUUCUUGCUUCCUAUACAUGUUGAAUAGACUUCCUUAGAAGAGUAAAAUGCGGCAAUUUCAUCAAGGUACUUUAGAAUAUUUUUUGAUAAAAGGUGAAAUGUGGAACUAUUUUCACUGCAACAAUCAUACAGUCGUCGGGAGGCAUUGUCAUUUAUUACCAGGAUCCGGCUGUUCAACCAAGUAAGUCACAAAUUCGGCGAAAGUUCUAGUGAAAUUCGCUGAAGAAGGCCAAGUUUAAAGUUAACACCAAUUUAGUGAUACUGUAUAAACAACAAUCACAAACUAACUUUUGGGGACUACAUACAGUACUACGAAUUUCUCAGUUUAGCUUGCCAAAAUCCUACGAGCGGUCACUCAUUCCUCACCGGGUUACUUCCAAAUUUGACUACAAAUAUCCAUAGAUGCAAAUUUCAUACCAAGAUAAGUUAUGCAUUUAGUGAAAAUACUUAUAGAGAUAUAUUACGUGUUUCACAAGUGGUUAAGUCUUAACAAUAGAGAGGUUUUGAAGCGCACCAGUAAACGAAAUCGAUACCCAAAUCCAAGCCUGCAAGACGUUUCUCAAACGACAACUGCUAACAUGAGAACAUUGAAAGCUAUGAGGGCUUCCGUAUAACUGAAGAAACUAACUAAAUUAUUACCCACUUGCAAACAUACAUGUAGCACGUCUUAUUUGUACACGGCGACAACUUGAACACUCGGUGCACAUCUAAACGUCUCUAAUAGUCGCUUGAGUUUAAACGUCCGCAAUUUUUGCACAAUGUCACGUGAUUUCUACGUAGCGAUUGCAAAACUGUGUGGCUAGUCCAAGUAGUGGUGUAGUCCCUGCCAAGUAGAUCGUUUUAUAUAAUGCGUGAAGUGGACCUUACUGCUCCUGAUAACUUCUGAAUAAAUAAGUCAAAAAUUUGCUUCUAACUCAGUUUUGGCAACUUUUAUCAGAAUGAAUAACCCUCCGCGGCGUCACAAGACGAUUAUUUUUAAAAAUGUCGUCACCGUCAACUGAUCUACUUAUUAAGAAGUUUCUGAAUGGCAAAAUCUCCUUCAUUCAUUCUAAAUUUACAGUGUAGUUUGCAGACAAAAGUUCGACGAAAUUUUUUAAUCACUCUAAACAGGAGGGUACAUGUAUUAGCUCCCGUGCUCUGAACAUGACAUGUUGUAAAAGAGGGGCAUGAAAGCGAGCAGCAGUGAUUCGUGUUCACGCCAACUUUUGUCUCCCGGAUGAGUUAAGCGGCCGAAGGCGGAAUGUAAGAGAACAAAAAACGAUGAGUCAGAAAUAUCAUUUUAGUGCAAUCAAAUUAGUUCUCUUUUAUCACCAUGAUUGUCAAGACUCAGAAGUUGUAAGGUCACCUAUUGUAAUUAGAACAAAAUAUAUCAUUGGAAUAUAUAAUAUACAUAAUGUAUACAUAAAUAUAUCUCAUUAUUUUACAUAUUUGUUAAUAACUGCAGUUGUAUUACAAAGUAACAGGUUAUGCAUGUUGAAGUUAUUUCAGCAUGGUGAUGUUUAUACUAAAGUCGAGAAAUUCUGUCGAAUCUGCCAGGUGCCAGUGUGAUUUUCAUAGAUGCCAGCACGCGUUCUAGAAAGGAAAGUGGUAUUUGCCUGUUUCGCGGCGCCGUAGUGGAAAUUUUAUUUGCAAAAUGUUGCAGUAGCAGCGAGCUGUUACAGGUUUAACUCUGAAGAGUAUACCUUUCAAACUGGAUUGGUCAAUAUUACGAGAAUUCCCUUGAAGAGAGAGGUGACUCGGCGUUACAUGUACCUUAUUUGAAGUUCAAAGCUGCGAAUUCCUCUCACGAGGUAUUACGAAGGAAUUGAGAGUGAUAUAUUUAUAACUAUACCUUUAUGGUUGACAUUGAUACCUCUCUCUGAUCAUGAUUUUGUUGGCUGGUUCGGAUAACAGAGUCUAAAUAUCUCUUUUCGCUUCAAGACUUGUGCAGCUAUCUUUUAAAUUGUGUUGGCCUCGAGCAGAUAUGACAAUACUAUAAGUUAUAUGCAGAGUUUAUGUGACUGGGAAAUGAUUUCAUACCAUUGUUGUGAACUUAUUCUAUAUGAUUAUACGGAUAUGAUCGUUAGUAAGGUAUUUCAUUACUGUUAUUGAACAGUUUGUCGAAUAUUUUUGGGGUUGCCAUUUUUCUGUUUGAUAGAACGGCAGUACUUUUUAACUUAUUAAAAGAAAUAAGUACUUCCUGGUGAAUAGAAUGUAGGAAAAAGUAUUAAUGAUCAUGACUGUACAUACAUUGCGGCUGGGCUACAGAAUUGAGAUUUUAACCUUUAAACAGAGAGUCGGUAUAAAAAAUAAGCAACUCGGAAGUGUACAAGUGCAUGAUUAGUUAGUCAGUGAAGCGAAAAACCUGGUGAAGUUUGCAAUACAUGAUGUCUCAAAAUUGCUAUAAAACGCAUAAUUAUCGUACAAUAUUCACCGAAAAAGCAAACUGGCGCCGUGGUAAAUCGAUAUUUCAUGAAUAUUUCUAUUAACCAUUCGCACUAUUCUCUGGCAGACGACUGCCAUGGGAAUGCAAGCAUGUGUCAAAAAGAAGGUUUUACUGCUAAGUUUCUUGGAAUGCAUCUACGGGUGUUUUAUAAUCAUUCUCACAUGGGUAUAUAGCAGUAUUUCCAGCGUGGAUCGGGAAAGAUGCUAGUUUUUACCGCGGCCAUGUUUAAACGGAUAUGUUCCAAUGAUAUCCCAAUUUCGCACCAAUAAUACAUUAAAAAUAUCCUCUGCGACUGCAAUGAAUGGAAAAUAACCCCGUAAGAUCGCAAACGUCAAAGCCAGCAAUUAUUUGAGAACCUGGCAGCAGAUUUUGUAACCCGAUUCUUAAGAUUCUCGCGCUUUUUCAAAGUUUCAUUUUUCUGCAAACAACUUGAGCUUUGAACACAGAAUACGCCAUUUUAAUCCCUGGGGCUUGCUAGUAAUACGAGUCAUUCACGUUUCGUGUAUUUUCUUUCAUAGAAUUUAUUUUAUUCUGCAUCAAAUAAUCCAGUUUUAACACCUGCAGGAUAGAUGCGGCAGCAUACUUUCGUAUGCUUCGAGUAUCUAUUCCAAGUGUACUUCAAAAUCUACAAUUAUUAUUACAUUUGAAAAUACAAUCAUUAAAUUCAAGAACUUUAUGGUCGAGUUAAAUGAAAGAGUAUGUAACGCUUUUUACCGUUAACAACCAAAGGAAUAAUAUGUUGCCACGAAACAUAA